Messenger RNA from Vespa crabro (European hornet), 1151 nucleotides. It is a transcript of the gene EMC3, whose product is annotated as ER membrane protein complex subunit 3. Gene Ontology annotation, cellular component: EMC complex; membrane. The transcript has 3 exons. The record is from RefSeq and is a predicted model, not a curated record. NCBI's taxonomy places the organism in Eukaryota, Metazoa, Arthropoda, Insecta, Hymenoptera, Vespidae. Bases 223 to 999 code for a protein of 258 amino acids. Gene Ontology annotation, biological process: protein folding in endoplasmic reticulum.
GAUAUUGUAGAAAACGUAUACGUGAUAUUGCAUAUUGAUUUCACAAAUAAAUAAUAUACACAAGACAAUAUUUUAAAACCAUGAGAUAAACAUUUUUUUAUAUUAUUAUAAUUAAAUCAUCUCAUAAAAAUUGAUAACUAAAGAAUUAUCUUUUUAUGUUUGUAUUAUAAAGAAUAUAUAUUAUUUUUCUAAUAAUACUGUUCGAAAAGGUUUCGGUUGACAAUGGCCGAACUUCUUUUGGAUUCAAAUAUUCGUGGAUGGGUAUUUUUACCCAUAGUCGUCAUUACAUUUCUAGUAGGAAUUAUUCGACAUUACGUUUCUAUAUUAUUGGCUUCGCAGAAAAAAGUGGAAGUCCAUCAAGUACAAGACAGUCAAGUGAUGAUACGAUCUAGACUUCUUAGAGAAAAUGGUCAGUAUAUUCCGAAAUUUGCAUUUAUAAUGAGACGACAUUUCUUUAAUAACGAAGAAACAGGAUACUUUAAGACACAAAAACGUGCACCUGUAUCGCAAAAUCCAAUGACUGAUCCUAACAUGAUGACAGAUAUGUUAAAAGGAAAUGUAACAAAUGUUUUGCCAAUGGUCCUUAUAGGUGGUUGGAUAAAUUGGAUGUUCUCUGGAUUUGUUACAACUAAAGUCCCAUUUCCUUUAACAUUAAGAUUUAAACCAAUGUUACAACGAGGCAUAGAAUUAGUCACUUUAGAUGCUGCAUGGGUUUCUUCUGCAUCUUGGUACUUCUUAAAUGUAUUUGGAUUACGUUCUAUCUAUACUCUUGUACUUGGUGAAAAUAAUGCUGCCGAUACAUCUAGACUUUUACAAGAUCAAGUGUCAGGUGCAGCAAUGUCGAUGCCACCAGAUCCAAAAGCAGCUUUUAAAUCUGAAUGGGAAGCUUUAGAAAUAUGUGAACAUAAUUGGGCAUUACAAGGAGUAGAUACAGAUCUUACAGGACCUCAUAGUAGGCUGGAUACAAGUGAUAGUAUAUAUCAUCAAAAUAAAACUUAAUAUUCUACUAGGCUAAAAAUAAAUGUUUUCAUAAAAAAUAUAGUAUAUUCUGAUGAAAUACUGUGGAAAGUUCAACAUGUUUCUAAAAACAUUAAAUUAACGAUUUAUAUCACAUAAUUAAUAUAAUAUGAAUAAUUUAUAGUAAUUUAAAA